Molecule: messenger RNA, 1787 nt
Organism: Ctenocephalides felis (cat flea)
Lineage: Eukaryota; Metazoa; Arthropoda; Insecta; Siphonaptera; Pulicidae
Gene: hyx
Product: parafibromin
Exons: 12
Coding region: 184-1773 (529 amino acids)
Biological process (GO): transcription elongation by RNA polymerase II; positive regulation of transcription elongation by RNA polymerase II
Cellular component (GO): Cdc73/Paf1 complex
Molecular function (GO): RNA polymerase II complex binding
Source: RefSeq, a predicted model, not a curated record
UGGUCUGGUAUUGACAGUCAUAUUUCGUUAUUCUCAUUUGACAAGCCACUCCGACACUUUGUAUUUUUAUAUUAGAGGCUUUGUAUUUAAAGCGGUCUGUAAUUAUAUAUUGUCUUUUCGAAGGAGCCAUUGUAUUGUUUAAAUAAUAUAUAUUUUGUGCUUAUUGUUUGUUUGCCGACAGACAUGGCAGAUCCGCUCAGUUUGUUACGGCAAUAUAAUGUUAAUAAGAAAGAAGUUAUAGAACGUGACAACCAGAUCAUCUUUGGUGAAUUUUCAUGGCCAAAAAAUGUGAAAACAAAUUAUUUAAUUUACAACACUGGUAAAGGAAAUGCUGUAAAGGAAUAUUAUACAUUAGAGUGUCUGUUGUUUAUAUUAAGGAAUAUAAACCUCUCUCAUCCUGUAUAUGUGCGACAAGCGGCUGCUGAAAAUAUUCUUGCUGUACGUCGUCCAGACAGAAAGGAAUUAUUAGCUUACCUAAAUGGAGAGACAGCCACAUGUGCAUCCAUUGACAAAAGCGCUCCUCUUGAAAUUCCGACACAAGUCAAACGUCCUUUGGAAUCAACUGGAAAUGACGCGCUAUCAAAGAAAGCUAGAUAUGAGAACCCGCAUGUUCAGAAGGUGCGUGAGCAGCUUGCCGCCAGAUUGGAAGCUCAAAAGGAAACCUCAGUGGCUGUUGACAAUAUCAAAUCUCUGUCUGAGACUAUGUCUGUUGAACGCAUCGCUGCAAUCAAAGCAAAGAGAUUGGCGAAGAAACGCACAACUAUAAAAACUAAGGACGAUACGGAUACAUUAGGAGUAACAAAUGACUAUCGAGUCAUAUUGGAGUACGAUGUAGAUUCAACUAAAGAUAUUAUUAGUCGCGAAAGGCAAUGGAGAACAAGAACUACAAUUCUUCAGUCGACGGGAAAGAUUUUUGCGAAAAAUAUACUAGCAAUACUACAGGAUAUAAAGGCACGGGAAGAUGGAAAAGGGGCCGCUCGUUUUCCAGCUGCAGUACCUGGCGUUGAACCUCCAAGACCUUUAAGGCCUGCGCCGCAACCUGCAGUAUACAAUCGUUACGAUCAAGAGAGAUUUAAUCGCCAAAAGGAAGAAACUGAAGGUUUCAAAAUUGAUACUAUGGGAACAUAUCAUGGUAUGACUUUAAAAAGUGUGACGGAGGGCUCAACUGCCCAAAAGAAGCAAAUGAAUGUUCAACCAUCUCUAUCUGGCAGAUCCAAAGAAUUGAUACCAACAGCGCAAGCUAGAUUGCUACCAAUUAAUAAUGCUAAUAAAAGAGGUUCAAGGACUCCGAUCAUUAUAAUACCAGCUGCAACUACUAGUCUCAUAACUAUGUAUAAUGCAAAGGAAAUUUUGCAGGAUUUAAAAUUUAUAUCUCAAGAAGAAAAAAAAGCAAGCGGCGCCUUGCGCGAUAAUGAGCUUUUAAUACAAAGACGGAAGGAAGCAAACGUUACUGUACCUUAUAGGGUUUUGGAUAAUCCUGCAAAAUUAAAUCAGCAGGACUGGACACGCGUGGUUGCGGUUUUUGUAAUGGGACCUGCUUGGCAAUUUAAAGGAUGGCCAUGGGAUGGAAAUCCAGUGGAAAUUUUUGCAAAAAUCAGCGCCUUCCACUUGAAAUAUGAUGAAAUGAAAUUAGAUAAGAAUGUGGCUGGUUGGUCUGUGACAGUAUUAAACUUAUCAAGAUCGAAGAGGCAUCUAGAUCGAGCUCUUUUCAUGAGUUUUUGGGAGCAUCUUGACAGGUAUAUGAUUCAGAAUAAACCGCACUUGAGGUUUUAAUGAAGCUGGGUUCU